AUGAGAGGAUUUGAUUGGUUUUCGGAUUCAACUCCUAAUUCAACCAUGAAUCAUCACACUAUGAGAUCUGUUGGGGAUGAUGACGUUGAUGAUGAUGAGUACGUCCCAUCAACAGAUUCUGAUGGGGAUGAUGAAGAGGAAGAAACAGAUGAGCGGGAGUCAGCUCGAGUGGAUUAUGGAACAUUUGCAGAGCAUAUUGCGUGGAUACGCCGUGAGGGUGGAAUUGGCGAGCUUAUGGCGAUGAUAAUGCAAACAAACCCACGAGGUCUGUAUGAAGAUUUAGGCCCAGAAGCAUCGCAGAAGUUGAGGAAUUGGUUAGUUCCGGUUAUUCCAGAAGAUUUUACAGAGAAUCUUUUUGCUGGUAGACUUGCUGACAUACCAAAUCCCGACGAACUAACUGAAGGUUCGAUAUUCGAAAGCAAAGAACUUCUCAAGCUAGCUGUUGGAUUGUGGCAUUUGGAACAUCGAGCAGAAUUCAUCAUUCCUCGUUCCGACCUGGAUAGGAUUACUUUCAAAUGCAAAUAUCGGAAUCGGUGUCCAUUUCAGUUACGAGCCACUCAGCAGGGAUCUUUUUGGUUUAUUCUCAAGUUUGGGCCUGCGCAUACUUGCAUUGGGGACAUGGUAAACACUGGUGUGCGAAAGUUCCAUGCUCGAGUCAUCGCAGCACAUAUUGCGAAGAAAAUGCGUGAGGAUGGUGAAAUCGUGAAGCCGAGGACUAUUAUGGCCGACCUACAGCGGGAAUAUGGUGUGGAUAUCAGUUACAGUGUGGCAAUUCGAGCAAGAAAUGGUGCCGUUGAGAUGAUAUAUGGGGGGCACAAAGAAUCGUAUUCAUUGCUCCCUGCCUACUUACACAUGUUAAGGACGUGCAAUCCAGGAUCGUUGACAGACUUGGAAAUUGAUGCUAGUGGUCGGUUCAAGCACCUUUUUGUGGCACUAGGUUCAUGUAGACUGGCAUAUACUAUGUGCCUAAGGCCAGUAAUUGUGGUAGAUGGCACACACUUGAAGGGACGUAACAAAGGUAUAUUGUUUGUUGCAGUGACGAAGGAUGACAACGAACAAGUCUUUCCCUUGGCAUUCGGUGUUGGGCCUAUAGAGAAUGAUGAAUCAUGGAUGUGGUUUUUGUCUCGACUGAAGUCAGCUUAUGGUGAGAAUUCAGAAAUGUUGAUUGUUUCUGAUGCACAUGUUAGUAUAGCGAAUGCUGUGAAAGCUGUAUAUCCGGAGGUUGCACAUGGUUUGUGUUACUACCAUCUGUUGAACAAACUCACUCGAUUUGGCAAGGCAGCAGUUGCACUAUACCAGAAAGCAGCUUAUGCAUAUAGAGAAAGUGAGUUUGAUGCUGCGACGGCAAGUUUAAAAGCUCUUAAGGAAGAAGGUGGAGCUUAUAGCAAAUUGAUGCAGGUUGGCCCGGAGAAAUGGUCAAGAUGUAAGUGUCCUGUUCCACGAUAUAGUUUCUUAACAUCAAAUAUUGCUGAAUCGUUCAAUUCUCGUUUAUUGUGGGCAAGAAGGUUGCCCAUAUGUUCCAUGGUUGAGGCAAUCCGUCAUAUCAUAGAAAAGUGGUUCGAUGAAAGACAAGAAGCCGCCAAGUCAUUUUCUGCUGAUGUGACACCGGAAGCUCUAAGCAAGCUAACUGUUGAAUUGGAAAGAUCAAGGAGAUAUGAGGUCGUUCCCAUGUCACGUACUGCUUUCAAGGUUAAGAGUUCUAACAAGACUUCUAAAGUGAACCUUGAAACGCAAUCAUGCACGUGUGUGGAGUGGGAUACGAACAGGCUACCAUGCUCGCAUGCAGUUGUAGUCAUAAGACAUACAUGUGAUGAUAUAUCUAAGCAUGUGGGGGAUUAUUAUCAGGCUGCAAAAUUGCGCGAGGCAUACUCGUAUCGAGUUAAUUCAAUGCCCCCACUAGCUUCAUGGACGAUUCCUGCAAACCUUCAAGGUAUUGCCAUUGAUCCGCCUAAAAUCGGUAAACAAGCUGGAAACGCCGUCGUCUAUCUCUACUGA
Molecule: messenger RNA, 1995 nt
Organism: Salvia miltiorrhiza (redroot sage)
Lineage: Eukaryota; Viridiplantae; Streptophyta; Magnoliopsida; Lamiales; Lamiaceae
Exons: 2
Coding region: 1-1995 (664 amino acids)
Molecular function (GO): zinc ion binding
Source: RefSeq, a predicted model, not a curated record